GAAACCUUCAGUUAUCAUUUGCUUAAGGGUUUCCAUGAUUGCUUUCACCUGAUUCGCUACCCGUUCUCUCAGUGCCCUUGAAUCCCGAUAUUCUGAUGCCCACUGGCGAAUUGAGACCCCCCACGUCUACACCUCGUCGGAUGCAAUCGUCGCCCAUUGUUUAGUCGUUUCGAGGGCUGUCACGACCUAUUGAUUGAACACCCUUAUUUCUGGGGAGGUGUGGGAGCGGAAUAGAGUAUACUCUUGUGGCCGGCAGAACAAGCGGAUGACCUUGCACCAGUGAAGAGCGUGGAAGUUGGAUCUGGGGAGCUGUUAAUAAAAGUAGAGUUAAGGGACCACACUGGGGAAGUUGGGCAGUUUGGGCGAUACCGUAUUCAUAUGAGGAGGAUCGCUGUGCGGAGUUGAUGGUACAGAACGGUAUACUACGGAGUCGUCAUGGCAGCGGCAGUGAAACAUGACCUAGAGGUCCACAGCAAUGGACACGACGAUGAAAAUGAGGGCUCGGACUGGGAAUAUGAAUAUGAUGAAAACGACAAAGAAACAUUUCACGUUUCUAUCGAUUUCAGUUCCGCCACUGUUCCUCCACCUCCACCUAGCGGGAUAGCUCCUGGUGUAGUUCAAAAUGCGAGCCUCUCCCAGCACAAACCCAAGGACGAUGAUCUCCGGUCGACUCCAUCUAGCCUCCGCUCAAGUUCCUCCGAUGGAUCCUCCGACGAGUCGGGCGUGGCUCUAUCCGCGGGUCCUGAGACAUCUCAAGCAAACGAGUCCAUCCAGAUUCUUGCCCUGGCCUCCUCAAACCCAAUCCUUUAUUUCCGGGGUUCCUACUUCACCACGCAAUGGACCCGACCCAUCGGCGGCCAUCUCUUCUUCAGCAAAUCCAGCAGCGCCACGACAGAGCUGGAAUCUACCUCUAUCGACCUCGAAACCGAGUCGAAUGGACUCCCUUCGCCGGCGGACAAGGAGUCACGUCCCCUCCGAUCCAUGCAGAACUACGACCUCCUCGGCGUCGGCACCGCUCGACUACGCGCUUCAAAUGCAAAGCUGAAGCGGAAGCAGCCUGAUUAUGAGCCUCCUCCCCCUCCUACUGAGCUUCCCCGGGAGCCGUCUUUACCAGCAAUUGAGGGCAGUGCGGCUGACGGGCCGCCAAUGGCACCGGCAGGGCGAGGGAAGCGGAUCAUACUGGAAACCGGGGCUUCCAAAGAGCGAAUGGCGCAAGCACGAUUCUUAGAGAGAUUAAGCGAGCUGAAGGCAAAGAAAGGGGAAGAGGAUGAAGUCAAGGUGACGAAGCUGACAGCAAUUCCUCCUCCCGGCGCGGAAAUUCCGAUAGCGGCGGAUACGGCGGAAUCAGCUACUGUCGUCGGUGGCACUGGAGAAGACGCCGGAGUAGCCGCGAACACGGAUAUGGACAUGCAUGACGUUGACGAUGCCAGUGGAUCACCAGAGGGAGAGGAUGCCAAUCAUGGAACGGAGACUGAGCAGCCAGGAAAGCGGAGAAGAAGAUGGAAGAGGCGCGUCGACGCUAUGUGGGUGGAGCCUGCCACCCUUCAGGAUCCGCUCACAGUUACCGAUGGAAACAAGAAAGAUGAAGGACCCUCAUCUACAAGAACAGGUGGUGCAGAUGCUCCAGCAGAGUCAGGGGCUCAACAGGCUGAAGGCAGUGGUGAGAUGGAGGUAUAGCAGCUUGACGAAUCCUGAUUCAUUCAGCAAUUACUUAGCAAUAAUGAUACCCAUACGAAUAGAG
Eremomyces bilateralis CBS 781.70 is the source of this 1741-nucleotide messenger RNA. RefSeq lists its product as uncharacterized. The record is from RefSeq and is a predicted model, not a curated record. NCBI's taxonomy places the organism in Eukaryota, Fungi, Ascomycota, Dothideomycetes, Eremomycetales, Eremomycetaceae. The transcript has 2 exons. The coding region runs from base 436 to 1677 and encodes 413 amino acids.